Molecule: messenger RNA, 1152 nt
Organism: Spodoptera frugiperda (fall armyworm)
Lineage: Eukaryota; Metazoa; Arthropoda; Insecta; Lepidoptera; Noctuidae
Product: integumentary mucin A.1-like
Exons: 2
Source: RefSeq, a predicted model, not a curated record
GUCACCAGCUCAGAUAAAAUACCUGACCGCAGUUCAGCGGCAACACCUGUAACCACCUCAGAAGAAACCACAUCUAGCCCAAUUUCAGAAACUACAACCACCGUCGGUACAGACACUACACCUACCACUACCACAGAGACUACACCAGCCGACACAGAGACUACACCAGCCGACACAUCAGAAACAACACCCUCAACCACGUCAGAGACUACACCAGCCGACACAUCAGAAACAACACCCUCAACCACGUCAGAGACUACACCGGUCGACACAUCAGAAACAACACCCUCAACCACGUCAGAGACUACACCAGCCGACACAUCAGAAACAACACCCUCAACCACGUCAGAGACUACACCAGCCGACACAUCAGAAACAACACCCUCAACCACGUCAGAGACUACACCGGUCGACACAUCAGAAACAACACCCUCAACCACGUCAGAGACUACACCGGUCGACACAUCAGAAACAACACCCUCAACCACGUCAGAGACUACACCAGCCGACACAUCAGAAACAACACCCUCAACCACGUCAGAGACUACACCAGCCGACACAUCAGAAACAACACCCUCAACCACGUCAGAGACUACACCGGUCGACACAUCGGAAACAACACCCUCAACCACGUCAGAGACUACACCAGCCGACACAUCAGAAACAACACCCUCAACCACGUCAGAGACUACACCAGCCGACACAUCAGAAACAACACCCUCAACCACGUCAGAGACUACACCAGCCGACACGUCAGAGACUACACCAGCCGACACGUCAGAGACUACACCGGUCGACACAUCAGAAACAACACCCUCAACCACGUCAGAGACUACACCGGUCGACACGGAGACAACACUUACCACCAGUUCGGAGACCGAAAAUGCAACUUCAAAAUGGAGAAGAGAUGAGAAAGACACAACCACUACGUCGAAGACAACACCAGUCACCACCUCAGACGAAACCACUUCUAGCCCAAUUUCAGAAACUACAACCUCCGACGAUACAGAGACUACACCUACCACUACCUCAGAGACAAACCCAGUCACAUCGUCAGAGACAACACCUGUCACCAGCUCAGAGACAAUACCUUGGGCUACCUCAGAGCUCAGAGACAACACCUGUCACCAGCUCAGAGACAACACCUUCUGA